GACUACGCGGAGGCGCCGAAGUGCCAGUAACGGACAGCGGCCAGCUCGGCGGGGCCAAUGCGUGUGUGUAUGUGAGCGGCGUCUGUACGGGUGAAUGGAGUGAUCGCUCCGCUUCAAGGAAUCCUUUCGUCGCCCUCAGGUAAGAGAUUUUUAGAGAUGCCUUGCCAUGGUAAAAUCAUCGUGAUAAAAAGAAGUGGCGUCGAUGGAACACAUUUUCCACUGACGGCAACCACAUGUUUGUUUGGAAGGAAGUCAGAAUGUGACAUCCGAAUUCAGCUGCCACAUGUUUCCAAAGAACACUGUAAAGUUGAAGUCAAGGAAAAAGAGGUGUUUGUCUCCAAUUUAAGCUCUGUGAACCCAACUCAGCUGAAUGGACAUGCUCUUAAACAGACUGUACGCCUCAAACAUGGAGAUAUUAUCACUAUUAUUGAUCGCUCUUUUAGAUUUGAGAGUUCUCAGCCACAAGGAAGGCGGCGCUCUGCAGGGCUUGAUUCUGAAAAUUUUAAGUUAUUUGUCAGUAACCAGUCUGAAGACACAAAUGAAACUGUGCGGAUAGAAAGUAUAACCAAUAAAGUCCAGAGAAAAUCUGAAGGCAAUCUUACCAGAGCAACUCAUACUCGCCGAUCGCUGCAGGCCAGUUCAUCAGAUGCAAAGGGAGACCAUUCUCCUUUCGGUGAACUCUAUAAAAUGCUAAAAAGCGAGGUAGAGCCUAGGAAAAAAGGUACCAGUCAGACCCCAGCAAAGGAAAGCUCUCCAAAAAAUGCGAACAUAAAAAGGAAUUUACAGGCCGAAGAAGUUUCUCCAGCCACAUCCAGGCGGAACUCCAGAAGUCAGUCAGGUGACAGCGCAACAGUUCAAAGCCAAGAUAUAAAGGUGGAUCGUAGAUCCGUUUCUGCUGACCCGGUCAGGGAACAGUCAAAAAGCCCUCUAAGAGGGCCAAGAACCUCCCUAACCAAACAGAAGCAAGGCAGUGCAGUGAAAGCAAAUAGUCCUAUCAGUUCAAAUAAAUCUGUGCAGAACACCCCAACACAUGAAGAGGCUGCCCAGAGUCCAAGGAGAAUGUCCGGCAAACAAGUAUCUAGUUCUCAAGAACAAGAGGCUUCAGUUGUCUCUCCGGAAAGACAAUCUCCUAGAAGAUCUAGAAGUGCCGGGGGAAUCCAGGUGGAGGGUCUUGUGACCUCACCAGCUAGUUCUAGCCCUCGGAGAAGCAGAGGUCAGUCCGUUCCACAGCCAACUGGUAUAGAGAAUCAAGAAAAUUCUCCACUGCCAAUUCAGUCCCCUAGGGGGAGACGAAGUGGGUCUAAAGAUCAGACUAUGGGAUCACCAUCUAAGCCUGUUGAGACUGAAGAAAAUGUAAAUAAACCUGGCCAAGGACUUGCAAAAAAAUCUCCAAGAAAAAGACGAAGUGAUGAACUUGGCCUGGCUGAACCACCCCUUAAAAGGAAGAGAGUCUCUUUUGGUGGACAUUUGAGCCCUGAGCUUUUUGAUAAAAGGCUUCCUCCAAAUUCUCCCCUUAAGAAGGGAGCAACUCCUGCUAGACGAAGCUUGUCGCUCAACUCCCCACGUACUGUUAUUCGAAAGAGUUUUGGUUUAAAGCAGACUGUGAUAAGGGAAGUUUUUGAAGCGUCUGCUACUCGGCUUUCAGGCUCUCCAUUAGCUAGAUCCACAACACCAACUAGGAGAAUUUCAGCCUAUGCAGCAGCACAUAAUCUAUUGCCUGGUGCAGUCACAGCCUUGGUGUCCUCUCCAAAAAGGAGAUCCUCAGCUGUUAACAAGUCACCAAGUAAAUCUCCAUCCUCUAAUACCAUAACACCUGUUAAACAAUCGCCAAACAAAAGAUCUCCAUCCAUGGCUCUGACCCUUACACCACUUAGAACCUCUCCGUCCACUAGGUCACAAGUCAUUUCUCCAUCCAGAACUCCAGAUAAGAAGACUCCAGAAAAGUCUGAGCUCUCAGGUUCUGCCAAGAGGUCCUCUGUCUCAAAAUUGCCAGAUUCAGCCAAAAAGUCACCAGUAAAAUCAUUGCCUCCCACCCCUGUUGGGAAAACUUCAGUGACCAUAUCCACAACACCAUCUAAGAGAUCUCCUUCUUCCAGAUCUACCAUGCCAGUGAGGCAGUCCCCGAUAAAAUCUGAAGCCUUUACACCUGCUAAAUCAUUCACCCCAGGCAAGCGGUCGCCAGGAAAAUCUCCAUCCAAAACUCCUGCCAAGCUGUCCACCCCAGGCAAAAGGUCACCAGCAAAGUCCCCAUCCACAACCCCAGGCAAGAGGUCACCAGGAAGACCUCCAUCCACAACUCCAGCUAAAAAAUCUCCUUCAACCAGAUCUCCCAUUCCAGUGAAGCAGUCGCCAAUAAAAUAUGAAGCCGCUACACCUGCUAAAUCAUCCACCCCAGGCAAGAGGUCACCAGGAAGACCUCUAUCUGCAACUCCAGCUAAAAAAUCUCCUGUUAAAUUGUCCACCUCAGGCAAGAGGUCACCAGGAAAAUCUCCAUCCAAAACUCCUGCUAAGCUGUCCACCCCAAGCAGAAGAUCACCAGUAAAAUCCCCAGCCAAGCAAUCGCCCAAGUUGCCUACCCCAGGCAAGAGGUCACCGGGAAGACCUUCAUCAACUCCAGCUAAAAAUUCUCCUGCUAAAUUGUCCACCCCAGGGAAGCGGUCACCAGGAAGACCUCCAACUCCAGCUAAAAAUUCUCCUGCUAAAUUGUCCACCCCAGGCAGAAGAUCACCAGCAAAAUCCCCAGCCAAGCAAUCGCCCAAGUUGCCUACCCCAGGCAAGAGGUCACCGGGAAGACCUUCAUCAACUCCAGCUAAAAAUUCUCCUGCUAAAUUGUCCACCCCAGGCAGAAGAUCACCAGCAAAAUCCCCAUCCACUACCCCAACCAAGAAAUCUAAGCUGUCUACCCCAGGCAAGAGGUCACCGGGAAGACCUCCUUCCUCAACUCCAGCUAAAAAUUCUCCUGCUAAGCUGUCCACUCCAGGCAAAAGAUCACCUGCAAAAUCCCCAUCCACAACUCCAGCCAAGAAGUCUAAGUUGGCAACACCAGGCAAGAGGUCCCCAGGAAAAUCUCCAGCCAAAACUCCUGCUAAGCUGUCCACCCCAGCCAAGAAAUCUCACAAGUUGCCUACCCCAGGCAAGAGGUCACCAGGAAGACCUCCCUCAACUCCAGCUAAAAACUCUCCUGCUAAAUUGUACACCCCAGGCAAGAGGUCACCAGGAAAAACUCCUGCUAAGCUGUCCACCCCAGGCAAAAGAUCAUUAUCCAAAUCUCCAUCCAAGAAGUCUCAGUUGGCAACCCCAGGCAAGAGGUCACCAGGAAAAUCUCCUGCUAAAUUGUCCACGCCAGUCAAAAGGUCACCAGGGCGACCUCCAGCUAAGAAGUCUCCUGCUAAAUUAACCCCAAGCAAGGGAUCUCCAGGAAAAUCUCCAUCCACAACCCCUAAGAAGUCUCCUGCCUCAAAAUCUCCAACAUCGGUCAAGAAAUCUCCAGCAAAGCGUUCUCCAUCCACACCAUAUACCAAGGGGCGAUUCUCAAUUUCUCGUGUGGAUACACCACCCAAGUUUGUACAGGAUAUUUCUGCAUCAAAGACACCAAAGCGAUCUCGGAAGUCCAUGACCUCCAAGAAAACUCCUCUCAGAAGAAGCAGAAAACUUGAGGCCUUUGAAGCUAUUCGUGCCAGACGACGCAGUGGCGCCUCAGAGGCCAACUUGUAUGUGGUUAAAUCAUGGGCUGAUGUGGUAAAAAUUGGUGUUGCAAAGGCUCAAAAGAAAAUUGAUAAACCUUCCAAGAAGACAGUAGUGGCUAAGAAGAUUACAAAGAAGAAACCCAAGCCGAAGACUCCAAAACGAGUAAAGGAUCUGGCCAGCACAGGCCAUGCAGAAUCUCCUGCAACUAUCCUUAUUGGAAGAGCUCACACAAGACGAUUGACCUUAACUGGCUACGUACCAAAGGUGGUCAGAAAUGAGGCUGUGAAAGUGAACCUUGCUCACAAUGAAAGCUUUACUGGUAUAGCUGAGUUAUUCAGCACACCUGUGAAUGCAAAACAGCGGAGAAGUGGCAGAUCUGAUGGUUCUAAAGCAGCCACACCAAAGUCAACAGUUGAAAUGUCUGUUAUCCAGACACCAGAGGAGUCAGAUGAAAUGAUGGUUUCACCAUUAAGCAGUCGCCCUACAACUCAACGAAAGCAAUAUGGCAGAGAUGCUGUUUCUAGGCUGCUGGAGGUUUCACUGUCACCAGAAUUGCGUAAAGUUAACAGUACCGUGUCUGAAAAUGCUGAGCAAGAAGCCUCAAAAUCUGCUGGCAAAAAACGGGAAUCAUUUGGUCUUACAGGGGUGAAGCGCAUUAUGAAAACCCCAAAGCGAAAAGGAAAACCUGUUGCCGAUCCACAUGCACUGAGGAAAUUAUUGAAGACGCCAAAAGAAACCGAAUCCGCUCAAACAUUAACCCGUAGAUCAGCUAAACUUGAAGUGCUUGGCAUUGCACAACUCGUAAAUCAGAAGGGAGGACUUGUGGAAGACUUUUCUGGUGUCAAGAGAAUCCUAAAGACUCCCAAACAAAGGGGACAACCUGUGGCAGAUUAUAUUGGUAUGAAGCGCAUCAUGCGGACACCUAGGGAGAGAGGACAGCCAGUGGAAGAUAUGGUUGGAAUAAAACGCUUAAUGAGGACACCCAAGGUGAGAGGGCAACUGAUUGAGGAUAUUGACUUAAGUCGCUUGAUGAGUACACCUGUUGACAGCACCCAGUCAGCUGAAAAUACCCGUCCUAUAGAGGAGAUUUUUGGCAUGAAAAACCUUGUGAAAACGCCUCCAAAGAAAUCUGCAGCUGAACAGGCUUUGACUAUCGAUUCCAGAAAUGACAGUGAAGUUUUAAAAUCUGCUGGAGCAAGCUCUGCAAAGAGAGGAAGACCUUCCAAGCGCCUUUCCCUUUCAGCUGAAACUGAUACGGCAGUGAAUGAAGUACAGAAAACAAUGGCAGUGGCAGAGUCUGAGAUUGCACAGGAAUCUGGUGUGCAAAGUAUCAGUGAGGUUAUUAAAUCUGCCCACAAAAAAGGCAGACUAUCUAAGAAUUUGCAAGCCCCACCAGAAUCUGAAAUUACUAAAUCUUCUGCAAUUGUUGAAGCAACCUCGCCUUCUCUAAGAGGAAGACCUAGAACUGCCCCUGAAGUACAAAAGGAGCCUCAAGCUUCUGAUGGUGAUGUGACCUCACCUGUGCGUAGAGGAAGACCUAGAAGCACUGUUCUAUCUCCUGUAGCUGACAGCGUAACUUUACAAGCAGAUGAGGGAGCCAUUUCACAAAUACAAUCCGAAUCAUCUGUUUCUGAUGUGGUAAUGUCAGCUUCACGUAGGGGAAGACCAAGAAGUGCUGCAGCUCCUAAGGAAUCUGUUACUGAAGUGACAUCGCCUUCACGUAGAGGAAGACCAAGUUCUGCUGCAACUAAGGAAUCUGUUACUGAAGUGACAUCGCCUUCACGUAGGGGAACACCAAGAAGUGCUGCUGCAGCUCCUCAGGAAUCUGUUACUGAACUGACAUCGCCUUCACGUAGGGGAACACCAAAAAGUGCUGCUGCAGCUCCUCAGGAAUCCGUUACUGAAGUGACAUCGCCUUCACGUAGAGGAAGACCAAGUUCUGCUGCAACUAAGGAAUCUGUUACUGAAGUGACAUCGCCUUCACGUAGGGGAACACCAAGAAGUGCUGCUGCAGCUCCUAAGGAAUCCGUUACUGAAGUGACAUCGCCUUCACGUAGGGGAAGACCAAGUGCAACUGCAGCUCCUCAGGAAUCUGUUACUGAAGUGACAUCGCCUUCACGUAGGGGAAGACCAAGUGCAACUGCAUCUCCUCAGGAAUCCGUUACUGAAGUGACAUCGCCUUCACGUAGAGGAAGACCAAGUUCUGCUGCAACUAAGGAAUCUGUUACUGAAGUGACAUCGCCUUCACGUAGGGGAACACCAAGAAGUGCUGCUGCAGCUCCUAAGGAAUCCGUUACUGAAGUGACAUCGCCUUCACGUAGGGGAAGACCAAGUGCAACUGCAUCUCCUCAGGAAUCUGUUACUGAAGUGACAUCGCCUUCACGUAGGGGAAGACCAAGUGCAACUGCAUCUCCUCAGGAAUCUGUUACUGAAGUGACAUCGCCUUCACGUAGGGGAAGACCAAGUGCAACUGCAGCUCCUCAGGAAUCUGUUACUGAAGUGACAUCGCCUUCAGGUAGAGGAAGACAAAGUUCUGCUGCAACUAAGGAAUCUGUUACUGAAGUGACAUCGCCUUCACGUAGGGGAACACCAAGAAGUGCUGCUGCAGCUCCUAAGGAAUCCGUUACUGAAGUGACAUCGCCUUCACGAAGAGGAAGAGCUAGCGGAACUUUAGCAAAAGAGAGCCUUCCUGCUGAGGAAAUAACUUCACCUACACGUGGAGGAAGACGUAGUGCUAGUUUGAAAGCAGCAGAAGAAUCACAUCCAGAGUCGCAGGAGAUUACAUCACCUACACGUAGGGGAAGGUCUAGCCUAACCGCAGAAGUAACAAAAGAGCUAGCUCCUGCUGUGGAGAUUACUUCACCAUCACGUAGAGGUAGACAUAGCACAACUUCAGAUGUUGCAAAAGCACCACAUCUGGAUUCCUAUGAUGAGAUCACUUCACCUAAACAUAGGGGAAGACCUAGCGCACCUGAAGCCCCUAGUGAGUCUGUUCCAAAUGAGUUGACUUCACCUUCUCGUAGAGGAAGAUCUAGUACAACUACAGGAGAAGCAAAAGACUCUCUUCAAGCUGCUCCUGAGAAGAUUACUUCACCUACACGAAGGGGAAGACCAAGUUCCACUGCAGAAGCUACCAAGGAAUCUGAUAAAACCGCUGAUCUAAAGAUGGCUUCUCCGUCCAGUAGUAAAAAAUCAAAGAGCACUCCUGAGAAACUUAAGGAAUCUGAAUCAGUUUCUGAUGUCAAAGUUAUAUCACCAUCACGUAGGGGAAGGUCUGUAGAAGCAGCAAAGGAAUCUGUGCCAGUUGCUAAUAAAGUGGCUUCACCAACACGCAGAGUAGAAGUCCAGAUCACAGAAACGAUACCCAAGGAAUUGGACUCUGCUACAAAUGAAAAAGUUAAGAAUACCAGAGGGAGACCCCAGAGGGCAGAAGAUCUUUCCAAAGAAUCUGCAUCUGUUGUAGCAGCAACGCUACAGAGUCGUAGAGGAAGAUCUAUAGACCCUGUAGAAGUACCCAAGGUUUCUACUAAGGAACCAGUCUCUGAGGUUGUUUCAUCCCGUAGAGGAAGGCCUAAAGCUUCUAAAGAAUUACCCAAAGAGCCUGCGAUAGUAACAGAAGAAGCACCUACGACUCGCAGAGGAAGAGCAAAAAUCCCUGCAGAUGUUCCUGAAAAAGUUGCCGAUGUAUCUCAGACACGUAGAGGAAGGCCUAAAACUGAUCUUCCUGAAGUGCCUGUUAGUUCUGCAAGUGAAGACCUAAUAUCUACACGGAGGGGAAGACCUAAAGCUGCCUCAGUGAUUAAAGAGCCUGUUCCAGCGGAGAGUGGUGACGUAACCUCUCCUGCACGCAGAGGAAGAACAAAGGUUGUAGAGGAACAUAAAGAGCCUGUUCCAGCAGCAAAUGAAGCCAGCUCUCCUACACGCAGAGGAAGACCUAAAACUACAGAUAUUCCUAAAGUGCCUCUGCCAGCAGCAGGUGAUGUGACUUCUCCCACCCGAAGAGGAACAAAGCUUUCAGAGCAACCAAAGGAGCCCGUUCAAGCAGCAAGUGAUGCAACCUCCCCUACACGCAGAGGAAAAGCUAAAGCUGCAGCAUUGGUUAAACAGCCUGUUCCAAAAGAGAAAAGUGAUGUCUCCUCUCCUGUACGCAGGGGAAGAACAAAGGUUGCAGAGGAGCAAAAAGAGCCUGCUCCAGAAGCAAGUGAUGCAACCUCUCCUACACGCAGAGGAAGAGCAAAGCUUGCAGAGCAACCUCAAGAGCCUGUUCCAGCAGCAAGCGAUGUAGCUUCUACACGUAGAGGAAGACCUAAAACUGCAGAUAUUCCUCAAGAGCCUGUUCCUGCAGCAGGGAAUGUAACCUCUCCCACCCGCAGAGGAAGAACAAAGCUUUCAGAGCAACCUAAAGAGUCUGUUCCAGCAACAAGUGAUGUAAGCGUACCUACACGCAGAGGAAGACCUAAAACUAAAGGCAUACCUGAAAAAACUGUUCCAGACAGUGCGGCAAUAUCGCCUCUACGCAGUGGAAGACUCCAAAACAGCGAAGAAAGUAAAGAAUCUCUUCCAGUUACUGCGGAGGUCACGCCGCCUAAACGUGGAGGAAGAUCUGCGAGGGCUACAGAAAAAAAAGCAGAAGUUUCAGACGAUGCAACGAUUAUGGCCAAAACAGAAAAAAGAUCCGUCCCUCGACAGACUGCUAAAAACCGUAAACAGAAUGUUGAAGAGCUACCACAAGCGGAAGAUGUGUCUCAGGCAGUGGAGUCGAACACCACAUCUGUACAGCCUGCUCCACCACGAAGAGGCAGAGGAAGAAAAGCUGUGCAAAAUGAGCCGCCUACAGCUGCUGCAGAUGUUGCUGACCCUAAACCAGAGGAAACUAAGUUGACGGCAAGACGCAGAGGCCAGUCCAAGAACUUGGAUGAAACGUCAAAGGAAUCUGAUGUUCCUGACCAUGCAAAGAGUCCAGAAGCUAAAUCUGAUAAAAGAUCGUCCAAGAAUCAGAAAGCUAUACAGCCUGUUGAGGAGCCAACUAAGAACAUGCGUGGUAGGCAGAGCAGAACUGCUCAGAAGGUUGACGCUGCAGAGACCAGCAUAUCAGAAGUCACUAAAUCCACAGAUUCCCCUCAGAAAUCUCCUGCAAAGGGGAGGUCCAGAGCAAGAGAAACCAGCGAUGUGCCUGCAGAGGGACAAGAACAGGUAUCCAAACAAAGAGGAAGACGAAAAAAUCAGAGUGCAAACGAGACUCCUCAGGUGCAAACUGAAUCUAGAUCCACCCGAGGUAAGAGGGGCUUAGCUGACAGUGAACAACCUCAACCAGUUGAAAUAAAAAAGACAACAAGGGGCAAAGCUUCAGGCGAGAGUGUUGGUGAAGAAAAGCCUUCAAAAGCAAAAUCUGUACAAUGGCACCCUCUGCUGGCCACUAAUGAAAAAGGAACAGAUGAAGUUGAAGAAACUGCUACUGAGGCUCCUUCCCGUGGUGGUAGGUCUAAAGGUAGAACGAAACCUGACACAUCAGAGCCAGUCUCUGCUAAAAGAUCGCGUAGAGAAAAUCUUGAAGACGACAAAUCUGUACCUCCAGCUAUCUCUGAAACCAAUACUGCAUCUAGUAAAGGAAAGAGAGGCAGAAAGCCUGCAAUUCCCCAGGAACAGGUGGAGGAAGACAAACCUUCAGAUAAACAAUCUGCCUCCGAGACAGCAAAGUCUUUGGGUAAACAAGCUUUAAAACCAACUCGAGGAAGGAAAGCAGCAGCAUCUAGCAAGGAUUUGGACAGUGAGAACAAUGAGGUGGAUACUACUGUUGUGCCAGCUUCAAGAGGAAGGAGGGGUGGUACUGCUGCCAGCAUUGCACCCGCAGAGAGCACAAACCAAUCCCCAGCUAAAGACAAAAAACAGAAAAAAGCUAUUUUGGCUAAAAAGAGCAGCAUUGAAGCAGAAGAGGUGGCGGCAAAACCAGCAAGAGGUGUAAAAAGGAGAAAUUUGGCAAAUGAAAGCAAUGACAAUGCCUCGGCUAACCAUGCAGACACAGAGAGUGUCCCUUCUGUCCAUGGAAAAAGAAAUGCAAGGAAUACAAAGGCAGAAAAAGACCAACCCACUAAAGAAUCUUCAGUAGAAAAAAGAAUGGUCAGUUCCCCAGCAAAAAGAAGGAAAACUGAGGCAGCUACUAGUGUGACUACAACAAUAGGGAAAUCAAAACAGACAACUGAACACGUAGAAGCAGCUGUAGUAACAAAAGGCAGAGCAAGCACACGCAGCAGAAAGUAAUCAGCAAUCCACCCGCUCUCCAGAUUUGUAAAAUAGAUUAUAUAUUCUCACCUAGUGAUAGAUCAGUUUAAAUCUUUUUUUGUAAGUGGUUUUAAGAAAUCUUAAUGUUUUUAAAUUCUAUAGCACUGCUUUUUUUUUUCAUCGAAAUUGUACAUUUUUUAUAUUCAAAUUUUUGUUUUUAAAUCUUAUUUUGUCAUAAAAAAAAAACUUGCGCAUAAUAACUGUGACUGAAAAUUUAAUCGUUUUUUCUUUCCCAGAUUCGUUUAACAUGGUUUUAUUUGCUAUGUAUUAGGUUGGUGUACAUGUCCGAUAAGUUGCCAGUCUUUUUUUAUAUAUUAUGUGUGGUUUAUAAUAAAAUAUUGGAAUGAUUCUCGUCCCAUUUCUAUUUUCCCGUUGCUCCAAUGUGGUGCUGCGAGAUUGUAUUCGGAUCAUUCCAUUCUCUGGCUUUCUGUAAUUAUAACUUUUGAGCCAAAUCACAAAAUGUCUUAAGUAUUUGUUGUGGACUUCAUAUCAAAGUAUUUAAUUCUUUUUUUUUAUUUUUUUGUAAUAUAUCUCAAAGCUUUUUUUUUUUUUUUUUUUACCACAAUAGCUGAUAAAGUGUGGUGUUAAUGUUUUUUUGUUAAGCUGUUUACUGCUGUGUGAUGGAAAGCUAAAGCACCAUACAUUUCUUUUUUACAAAGGCUAAAAAUAAAAAUUCCGUCCAGUUUUUUAUGUAAUUGUGGCAGCUUUUUUUUUUUGGUUUUAAACGUUUCUAAUCUUACAACUCAAUACAUUUCUGAAGGGUCGAAAAAUGUUAAAGAAACUCAAUUGGGUAGCCAUGUUGUAGUUUUGAACUGUUAUUCAUGGGCUGCAGCCAAGGAAAUGGUUUUACAUGAAUGUUUUUAACAUGAAGUGCCUCAGCAAUUUUUCUACACAUGAUUAAUUCAUAGUACAAUAUGGCUACUUUGUGGUUUUUUAGAUGAGCAGUGUUCAGAUGUUCGAUUUAAUAUUUGGCGUGGGUUUUAUGUGAUUCCCAACAACUGGUGGUUUAGGGGAUUUUAUUUUACUCUUCUGUGUGAAAUCACAGUACCGUACCUACAAACGGUCUGUCUUGGCCCUAAAUCAGCCAUGGGCUGUCAUUCAGCAGAAGAAUAUUUUUUUGUAUUACUUUACACCUAAACAUUGGUGUAAGUGAGACAAGUCCAGUAUGGUCACUGACCUCUGUACAACCAUUGCUCAGUUGAUUGUGGGCCAUGUUCACUAGUGCCUUCAGGUGGACACGUAGAAGUCUUGAUUUCUGGCAUGGAUGCAGAAAGGGUAAAAUGUGGACAGGACCCAGAAAAAAAAUGUAAUUUUAGUAUGAGUUUUACUGGUACAGAAUACAAAAAGGGCAGAGGCACAUAGGAAUGUAAGAGGUGAUCUCCCAACUAUGAUGUAUUUUAUAGCACCCAGUCUGAUAUAUUUACUGUAACCGGCAGCUGGUAACCUGAUUGCUGUGGCCUAAGAUACAGUAAACUGGUGCAGAAUGUCACAGCUUGUUCAACUGUGGCUGGUUAAAAGCAGGGGACCUCUCAAAUAUGUGAAUGUAAAAAAAAAAAAAAAAUUCAAUUUAUUUUUUGGUGCCUUGCUAAAAAAAAAUUGGCAACUUUUGGUAAAAAUGAAACCUUGCAAGCCCAAAUAAUGAUUAGAACUGGGCCAGCUCAUGCCAUUGCUUUAUGGGUGAUCAUGCAACUUGUGACUCUGAAGCAGUUGGGUUAUAACUCAGAUUUCUGCUGUAAGAUUGAAACCAGUAACAUGAAUCAAUUUUAAAGCCUUUCAUGAAUGUAAAAAAAAAAAAAAAAUAGGUGGAACUCCACCAGUAAAGGAUUGUACAGUCUUUUGUAUGAGAAUGUUGCAUUUUGUGUUUAAUGCCAAAUUUUACAUAUCCUGUAAGACGGAUUCUCUAUCAAACAUGAUUUGUAAACGCUCAACAAUAAAUUAUAUUUUCUGGAUUUCA
This is a messenger RNA of Rana temporaria (common frog), 11920 nucleotides long. It is a transcript of the gene MKI67, whose product is annotated as marker of proliferation Ki-67. The record is from RefSeq and is a predicted model, not a curated record. Gene Ontology annotation, biological process: regulation of mitotic nuclear division; regulation of chromosome segregation. Gene Ontology annotation, cellular component: chromosome; nucleus. Lineage: Eukaryota; Metazoa; Chordata; Amphibia; Anura; Ranidae. The transcript is spliced from 20 exons. Gene Ontology annotation, molecular function: DNA binding; protein binding. Bases 157 to 9945 code for a protein of 3262 amino acids.